Messenger RNA from Trichomycterus rosablanca, 2529 nucleotides. RefSeq names its product zinc finger protein 271-like. Lineage: Eukaryota; Metazoa; Chordata; Actinopteri; Siluriformes; Trichomycteridae. Gene Ontology annotation, molecular function: DNA-binding transcription factor activity; RNA polymerase II cis-regulatory region sequence-specific DNA binding. Gene Ontology annotation, biological process: regulation of transcription by RNA polymerase II. The record is from RefSeq and is a predicted model, not a curated record. The annotation marks the transcript as partial. The transcript has 2 exons.
AAGAUUAAGACUGAACAUGAGGAUCUGACGCCCACCAGAAGCUCCAGUAAUCAGCAAACGUCCUCUGGUACUGUCAGCAUUAACACCUCUCUCAGUCCCACACAGGAAGAAGGAAACGUCUGCUCACAGUGUGGGAAGAGCUUCAGGUUGCAGAGGGAACUCAAAAUACACCAGCACAUUCACACUGGAGAGAGACCGUAUCAGUGCUCACAUUGUGGACAGAGCUUCAGUACCUGGGGUGAUCUCAAAAGACACCAGCGCAUUCACACUGGAGAGAAAUCGUAUCAGUGCUCACACUGUGGGAAGAGCUUCAGGUUCCCGAGUGAUCUCAAAAUACACCAGCGCAUUCAUACUGGAGAGAAACCAUAUCAGUGCUCACAGUGUGGGAAGAGUUUUAAUCAACAGUGUAAUCUCAAAACCCACCAGCGCAUUCACACCGGAGAAAAACCGUAUCAGUGCUCACAAUGUGGGAAGAGUUUUAAUCAACUGAGUCAACUAAAAAUACACCAGCACAUUCACACCGAAGAGAGACCAUAUCACUGCUCUCAGUGUGGGAAGAGCUUUAGGUUCCAGAUUGCUUUCAAAAUACACCAGCGCAUUCACACCGGAGAGAAACCCUAUCAGUGCUCUCAGUGUGGAAAGUGUUUUAGUCAACAGAGUGCUCUCAAAAAACAUCAGCGCAUUCACACUGGAAAGAAACCGUAUCAGUGCUCACAGUGUGGAAAGAGUUUUAGUCAACAGAGUUAUUUCAAAACCCACCAGCGCAUUCACACUGGAGAGAAACCACAUCAGUGCUUACAGUGUGGAAAGAGUUUUAGUCAACAGAGUAAUCUCAAGGAACACCAGCGCAUUCACACUGGAGAGAAACCAUAUCAGUGCUUACAGUGUGUAAAGAGUUUUAGUCAACAAAGUCAUCUCAGAGAACACCAGCGCAUUCACACUGGAGAGAAACCGUAUCAGUGCUCACAGUGUGGGAAGAGUUUUAGUUGUCAGAGUAAUCUAAAAAAACACCAGCGCAUUCACACUGGAGAGAAACCGUAUCAGUGCUCACAGUGUGGGAUGAAUUUCUGUCAUCAGAGUGCUCUCAAAAUACACCAGCACAUUCACACUGAAGACAAACCGUAUCAGUGCUCACAGUGUGGGAAGAGUUUUUAUCGUCAGACUACUCUUAAAAGACACCAGCGCAUUCACACUGGAGAGAAACCAUAUCAGUGCUCACAGUGUGAGAAGAGUUUUAAUUGUCAGAGUUAUUUUAAAACCCACCAGCGCAUUCACACUGGAGAGAAACCGUAUCAGUGCUCACAGUGUGGAAAGAGUUUUAAUCAACAGAGUGAUCUCAAAAAACACCAGCGCAUUCACACUGGAGAGAAACCGUAUCAGUGCUCACAGUGUGGGAAGAGUUUUAUUACACAGGGUCAUCUCAAAAUACACCAACGCAUUCACACUGGAGAGAGGCCAUAACCGUGCUCACAGUGUAGGAAGAGUUGGAGAGUACCAGCUACUGGAGGUGUCGGAGGGGGCGUGUGUAGCAGUAGAGGUGAAUUAUGAUCAGGUAGUUGGAUACGACUAGAUUGGGAUUGGACUGAUGCUCUAUCCAGGGAACUUCAGCUUCCAUCUUCUCCAUGUACGAGCUCCAGUAAUCAGCAAACGUCCUCUGGUACUGUCAGCAUUAACACCUCUCUCAGUCCCACACAGGAAGAAGGAAAUGUCUGCUCACAGUGUGGGAAGAGCUUCAGUACCCGAAGGAAUCUAAAAAGACACCAGCACAUUCACACUGGAGUGAAACCGUAUCAGUGCUCACAGUGUGGGAAGAGUUUCAGUCAACAGAGUGCUCUCAAAAUACACCAGCGCGUUCACACUGGAGAGAAACCGUAUAAGUGCUCACAGUGUGGGAAGAGUUUUAUUAUGCAGAACACCAGCACAUUCACACUGGAGAGAAACCAUAUCAGUGCUCACAGUGUGGGAAGAGUUUUAAUUGUCAUAGUAAUCUGAAAGUACACCAGCGCAUUCACACUGGAGAGAAAGCAUAUCCAUGCUCAGAGUGUGGGAAGAGUUUCUAUCGUCAGAGUCAUCUCAAAAUACAUUCACACUGGAGAGAAACCGUAUCAGAGUUUUUAUCAACAGUUUACUCUUAAAAGACACCAGCGCAUUCACAGUGGAGGAAAAAAAAAUGACCUGAUGUUCUAUUCUGGGUGAGUGAGUGAGGGUCUCUGGGUUUGGGUGAGUGAGUGAGUGAGGGUCUCUGGGUUUGGGUGAGUGAGUGAGUGAGUGAGGGUCUCUGGGGUUGAGUGAGUGAUGUAGUAACUUUAGAUGAAUUGAUGAUUUAUCCUGCUGACUGUGGUGAGAAAGUAACUCAGGACCUUUCUGCUCCUCAAGGAACUUUAGCUUCCAUCUUCUUCAUGUACGAGCUCUUUCAUCUCCACUAUCUUUAACCUUUUUAAAUAAUGUUUUUACUAUAUUAUUUUCUUGUAUUAAAUAUUUAUUACAUAUAGAAAUGAUGUGAGUUAAUAAUGGAUUAAAAAGACUGGA